Pelecanus crispus (Dalmatian pelican) is the source of this 861-nucleotide messenger RNA. The record is from RefSeq and is a predicted model, not a curated record. NCBI's taxonomy places the organism in Eukaryota, Metazoa, Chordata, Aves, Pelecaniformes, Pelecanidae.
AAUGCGGUGAAGUACUACAGCAGCGCCAUCGAGCUGAACCCCACCAAUGCCAUCUACUAUGGGAACCGGAGCUUGGCCUACCUGCGCACCGAGUGCUACGGCUAUGCCCUGGCCGACGCCACGCGCGCUGUUGAGCUUGACAAGAAGUACGUCAAGGGCUACUACCGCCGCGCCGCCAGCAACAUGGCCCUGGGCAAGUUCAAGGCCGCCCUCCGUGACUACGAGACGGUGGUGAAGGUGAGGCCCAAUGACAAGGACGCCAAGCUGAAGUACCAGGAGUGUCACAAGAUCGUCAAGCAGAAGGCCUUCGAGCGGGCGAUCGCCAGCGACGAGCACAAGCGUUCUGUUGUCGACUCCCUCGACAUCGAGAGCAUGACCAUCGAGGAUGAGUACAGCGGCCCCAAGCUGGAUGGCGGCAAGGUGACGUUGGCUUUCAUGAAGGAGCUGAUGCAGUGGUACAAGGAGCAGAAGAAACUCCACAGAAAGUGUGCCUACCAGAUCCUGGUGCAGGUAAAGGAGGUGCUGGCCAAGCUCCCCACGUUAGUAGAAACGACGUUGAAGGAGACGGAGAAGGUGACGGUGUGUGGGGACGGGUGGCACGAGGGGACGGGGACCCGCGGAGCUGUUUUCCUGAACCAGCUGCAGAUAUUCAACGGGGACUUUGUGGACCGCGGGUCCUUCUCGGUCGAGGUCAUUCUCACGCUCUUCGGCUUCAAGCUUCUCUACCCUGAUCACUUCCACCUGCUCCGAGGGAACCACGAGACGGACAACAUGAACCAGAUCUAUGGUUUCGAGGGGGAGGUAAAGGCCAAGUACACGGCGCAGAUGUUCGCCCUCUUCAGUGAAGUCUUCGAGUGGCUG